Penicillium malachiteum is the source of this 624-nucleotide messenger RNA. RefSeq lists its product as uncharacterized. The transcript is spliced from 3 exons. The coding region runs from base 1 to 624 and encodes 207 amino acids. NCBI's taxonomy places the organism in Eukaryota, Fungi, Ascomycota, Eurotiomycetes, Eurotiales, Aspergillaceae. Gene Ontology annotation, biological process: cellular response to oxidative stress. The record is from RefSeq and is a predicted model, not a curated record.
AUGUCUGCGGAAGCUCUCAUCCAAGCGGCUCAGCACCGCCGCACUAUCUACCAGCUCGGAAAGAAUGCUCCUGUCUCCGAUGAUAAGAUCGAGGAACUUGUUAAUGCCGCUAUUCUGAAUGUUCCCAGCUCAUUCAACACCCAAUCUACCCGUCUCGUCGUUCUUCUGAAAGAGGAACAUGAGCGUCUCUGGGAUAUUGCUGUGAAGAUCUUUGAGGAUCUCGUUGCGGCUGGUACUGUCCCUGAAGAGGUCUUUAAGAAUCAGACUUUACCUAAGCUGAACAGGUUUAAGGCUGCUUAUGGUACUAUCCUCUUCUUCGAAGACCCAGCUCAUAUUCAGGGCUUCAAGGAGAAGUUCCCUACUUAUAAGAAUCACUUUGAGCCUUGGGCUGAUCACUCUAACGCUAUGCACCAGUACUUCCUCUGGACUGCCCUCGAAUCCCUUGGUUUUGGCGCUAACAUCCAACACUAUAACCCCCUGAUUAAUGAGCCUGUUGCUAAGCAGUGGAACCUCCCUACUGAGUGGCGUCUUGUUGCUCAACUUGUUUUCGGUAGCCCUGAGGCUCAGGCUGGUGAGAAGGUGCAGAAGCCUAUUGAGGAGCGGGUUAAGAUUUUUGGAAAGUAG